Molecule: messenger RNA, 4342 nt
Organism: Xyrichtys novacula (pearly razorfish)
Lineage: Eukaryota; Metazoa; Chordata; Actinopteri; Labriformes; Labridae
Source: the annotation of a GenBank genome assembly
AGUUAAUUGUGCUGGUGCCACGUCAGAGCUAUCAAAGUCUCAUGUCUGGAUCUAGCCUUGUGUGUCGGUGCCGCUGAAGCUUUGUACAGUUUGUUUCAAUCCUUCACUAUGUUGUUUGUUGGACUGAGCUUCUUGCUGCUGCAUGUUUUUGUGGUAUUUGGCACUGAGCUCACGUUCGAGCUCCCUGACAACGAUAAGCAGUGUUUCUACGAAGAGUUGGAGAAAGACGUGAAGUUUGAUAUUGACUUCCAGGUAAGUUUCAUAGAAGCUUCUUAACCCUUCUCUGAGUCUCUGCAAGGUGCCGUCAUUUGUUACUGAAAUGACUCAGGCCCUGUUGUUCUCAGAGGAGAGCUAACGCUAAGGUUUUAUUUAAUGACUCUUUCAAACUAGGAGUGUUUUAGGUGAGGUGCCCUUUUGAAAACUUAGAUGUUUUCCUGUUGUAUAACUUUAUAGCUUCAACAGAGAGGAUUUUCUUAUUUAACCAAUAAAAGCCAGUUUGAAUGAGCUCAACUUCCUCCCUCCAUAUGUUACAGCUCAAUAAUAAACAGUCUGUUACAGUAUCACACCUGUCACUACAUGUAUAAGUGUCUUGAAUGUGAGUCUUUCUCUAUUUUUUAGGUCAUAUCAGGAGGAAACUAUGAUGUGGACUGCUUUGUAACUGACCCUUUAAACAACGUCCUGUACAAUGAGAACAAGAAGCAGUAUGACAGCUUCUCCCACACCACAGCAAUGAAGGGUGUCUACAAGGUCUGCUUCAGCAAUGAGUUCUCCACUUUCACACACAAAGUCGUUUACCUGGACUUUCGCCAUGGAGACGAGGAUCCCUACUUUCAGAGUAUGACUAGCUCUUCAGCUCUGACUCAGGUGGGUUUGGGGGUACCUGGGUUACAACAUGAUGUCCAAGUUCCUUUUGCCAACCCUUUGAACAGCUGGUUUGUUGCUGUCACUUUUUUGAGUGGAUAUGAAUGGAUGAAUAAAUGAAACUUUAUUAAACCAGAAAAAACCUCACUGAGAUUAAAAAUCUCAUUUGCAAGAGUGUCCUGGCCAAGACAGGCAGCAGCACUUACACAUAGUUACAGAUAUAAACAAUUACAGACAUAUACAUAUACAGCUAGCUAAGUCAAAGUCACAGAGCAGAAUAUUUUCAGUCAAAGCACUUACAGCCUGCUUCAUCUUCCUCUAUGGUCUUUAAUCCACAUUUAAAAGAUUUAAAGAGACCACCUCUCCAAGACACAGCUUUGUUUGUAGCAUAUUCCAGUCUGCAGGAGCAGCAUAUCUAAAACUUCUUUUGCCCAUUUCAAGAUGAACUUUAAGGACAGAUAGCAAAAGUAGAUUUUGUGUCUAAGGUCGCACAACAAAGGCUAUAGCUUCCAGAACUUUUAAUAUGAAUAUAAUUACACAAGUAUGGUGGACACAGGCGAAGUAUAGCCUAGCUAGGAUCUAGCUAUUGUAUAGCUAUUGUUCAAAAGUUUGUAUUUAGCUGGCUGAAUGACUAUCCUUUUUUUAAACACUUGCAACAAGGCUCUGUAGAAACGGGAAACACAGAAAGCAACAGACAUAAUACCACAACACAGUUUCCCUAUCAAGGUUUCAGCAUGAGUAUGACUUGCAGAUUACUUAACAUCUAGUUACUAAGACAAGCUGAUCCGUCAUAGAGGUGGCAAGUGCAGCAAAAUGUGUCAUUUUUGCUUGUUUUAAAGAGAUAUUCCAGCGUGAAAUUAAUUUAGGGUCAAACAUACCGUAACACCGAGUUAGACACCCCCUCAAGAGACGAAUGUUACGGCUUGCUUCUCUAGUUAUACCAACUUUAGUAACGACUGCACAAUAGCAAUACAGAGCAGUCUCAGGAGCCAUAUACAAACCUCAACCAAAACGCCACUCUAUAGCCGCAAAUAAUGCUCAGAACAGCACCUAACUUCAUAAACAGUACAUAUAGGGUCCCAGCCACAGCACGAGCCAACAAACAUCUUUUUAACUUCUGCUGAUUUCUUUAGCACAGCACUUGUUUGUAGUGAGACCUCAACCAGUCCAUCAUCGACUGCAGCGGGGUGACGCAGCUCAAGGAAGAACAUUUAUAAUCAUUACUUUAUCAUUUCCUUUAAGUAAUCACCAUAUUAAUCAUUUUGCACUGCAGACGCGGUAGUUCUUCUGCCUUAGCGUCUCGGUCUGAUUGCAUUUCCAUGAAGAAAUGAAGAGAAGGCAGUUUAAGUACAGGCCACUAGAUGGGGAAAGAGUUACCAGCAGGAUCCUAUUUGCAAGCCUUUGAAUAAGCUCUACAUCCUCUACAAUAACCACAAACACAGAUGCCAAGUCUGAAUCAAAUAUACUCAGAACUUGAUAAGGGAUUCCCUUGUCGCUUGUCCACCAUAAAUUCCAGCUAAUUUUAACCCUGACACUUAUUGGAAAACUCUAGAAAGAUAAGGUGAAUCUUAACAAGAAUAUAAUUUAGCAUAUCAGAGGCAUUUGCCAUCUGCUGCUGUUCAUAUUUUCCUGUUUUGGUUUAUUUUUUUGUACUCAUUUCAGUUGGAGUCAUCUUGUGUCUCCAUCCAUGAGAGCUUAAGGACGGUGGCUGACUCGCAGACAUGGUACAGGCUAAGAGAGGCUCAUGACCGCACCAAGGCAGAGCAUCUCCUUGAGCGUGUGACUUACUGGUCCAUUGGAGAAACAAUCCUGCUGUUUGUCAUCGGCAUCGGACAAGUCUUGAUGCUGAGGAGCUUCUUCAAUGACAAGAGAGGCUCAGUGGCUGCCACUACUUAGAGCGUGUUCACUUGAAGGGCUCUGAAGGAGCGAAAACCCAAGCACAUCUCCUAAUGAUCGUGUAAUAGUGUAAUUGAACUUUCUACUGGAUGAUUUUAUUUCUUUUUUUUUUUUUCAGAUUAAACUUGAGAAUUUGUGACUGCAAAUUCAGGUUUGUAAAUUUAGUUCUUGGGAAGCUAUAGUUAAAAGAAUGACCUGUCUUAUGUUGAAAUUGAGUUUGACACCUUUCAAACUUGCACUUACUAUUUAUUACAUUUUUAAAGUACAACAUUAGGCAGCUGUAGUUCAUCUGUUUAUGACCCUUGUAGACCCCGGUUUCCUUGUAGAUCCGUCAGUAAUGAAAGUUUAUAGUGUGCAGUGAUAGGAACUAAAUAAGUUUUGUCUCUGAAUGUCUCCAAAUGUUGUUACUGCCUAAGAUUAUGUGCAAACAGUUGUUACCUACUGUAGAGCACUGACUGCCUCCUGUUGUAUGCAAAGUGCCUGAACAUUUUCUGGUUUAAAAAGUUACUGUUUUAUUUAAAUUUGUGACCUGCCAUACUGCUGUGACUGAUUGGUCUCUUCUUUAUUUUUAUUAAUUUCUACAUUUGGAUGAGAUUAUUUAAGGUGCUUUUCGACCAAAAACACCCUUUACCUUUAGUCCCAGGGACUUUUCUUCAAGGAACUGAAGGGUUCCUGUGGCCCAUUAUUGUCUGUGGUGGGCUGAAGUUCAGGGUAAAUAAUGCAAAUCAGACGAAUGACAUCGAAGGAUUGCAUCUGGAAAUGAAGUUACCUGCACAGCUCAGAGUCUUUGCUGAAUUUUUUCUUACAAAAAAUGUCAGAAAUCACACUGGCAGCAGGUAAGCUGCAUUGACUAUCGAAUGACAUCAGAUAACUGAAAAUAUUUGCUCUUGUACUGUUGCCCUUUGAUACCUCUACUUGUUUAACUUUGUCUCUGCUCAGCUGGUGUUCGUGCGUAAAUUGUAUAUCAGAUUAUGAUGUAAAAAGCAUGGUUUCCUGAUAAGGCUAACCCCUGACACUGUUAGAACACUCAAAAGCAUCCUCAAGAUAGUAAAAAUGUACAUAAACGGAGUCGGAAAUGGUGUUCAUACAGUUUUCCAGUUUUACUGUAGUUUUAUUACACAUGAAAAUUAACAACAUGCUUUUUUAUGCAAACGAAAUCAUCAGGCCCUGCCCUACAAAGUCCCUGUGCCACUAAAGAAUAACCCCUAAACGGGGGCUUUUCACAUGGUAAACUUUCUUCCCUAGAACUUAAUUUAGACCUAGUUCCUGCAGUCUAAACACACAGAGACUGUGUGGUUAGGUCCCUUGUUCCGGGCCAAAGUUCCUGCAGUCGAAAUGCACCUUAAGUAAGAUGUUGUGGGCUUUUUACACCAAGAAUGUAAUAUUUUCAUGUGUUGUUUUAUCUAUCUUAAAAUCUGUUAAACCUGUGAACAAAUUUCCAUGAGCUUGGAAUUUUCAUCAGGGGCAACUUCAAUUCAUAGAUAUUUCUAGAUAAGGCUGAUGGACUCUGCUUUAUUCUGGCAUUAUAGUAUGAACUUGCAUAACUGUUAAAGUUUUGUGAAUAAAAGAGACACUUCUAAAGGAU